GUGUAAUGGACUCUAAAAUGAAAUUUUAAGGGUCUCGGAAUGAAGACAGGGAAGGGGAGACAGCAAAACAGGCGGAGGGCGACGGCGACGGCGAUAUAGAACGUCGGGCCAAGGCAGACGGCGACGGAGAGACAAGGAAGGGGCGCAGCUGCAGCCGCAUUGUGGAGUAUUGAUUUUUGAGGAACUCAUCAAGAUAUGAACCAAAAUUGGGAUAGAAUCAGCACUCUUCCUCAAGACAUAAUUGAAAAAAUUCAGACUCUUAUGCCAAUGCGAGAUGCAUUAAGGACGAGUAUUUUGUCAAAGAAAUGGAGGUAUUCUUGGGCAAGCAUAAAGAAACUUGUAUUUGAUGAAAAUGUGGUUAAUGUAUAUUCUGAUAAAGAAGAAAUCGAUAAAUACAAGCUUGUCAAUGCAAUCUUGCACGUUUUGUUGUUACACAAGGGUCCAAUUUUGGAAUUCGUUGUCUGUAUGGCUGAUACGUAUAUCUUCAAUGAGUUUAACCAGAUUAUACUUCAUCUUUCAAGGAGGAAUAACCUCAAGAUAUUCAUCUUUGAGAUUUGGUCACCUAAUAGUCGCGACAAGCUACCCUCUUUGUUCUUUUCUCAAUCUAAAAACACGACACAACUGUCUGAUUUGCCUCCCUGUGCUCAACAAACUUUCACGAAGUUGCUUGGUCUUCAAGUCUACUCGGGCCUCAACUUGGAUCAUCUUAAAGAAUUGGAGAUAACAAGAUGUCGUAUUAGUGCUCUAGAGAUAGAGAUGGAAUUUCUGAAGCUCAUCAUGGCUAAGUCACCUCUGCUGAAGAAAGCACGAAUAGAGCUCAAUACAUCUGUUUCUAACGAGGAAGAAGUUCAAAUGUUUCACAAGAUUUGCUACAACUGCCAUUUCCAUCGUGCAUCACCAACAACAAAAUUCAUUACUGAACGCCCUAAAAAUUGAAUGUGAAAUGUCAAUCAAGUUUAUUGACACAAUUUAUGUUGUUGGGUAAAUUUAAGGCUUGUAAAAGCACAAGUAAUGCCUUUUGAAAUUGGCUAUUUUGAACCUGAUUAAUUAUGUUUUUGAGUUGAUUAUGAGUAUUUACAGUAA
Messenger RNA from Lactuca sativa (garden lettuce), 1083 nucleotides. Its product is annotated as F-box/FBD/LRR-repeat protein At1g13570. Lineage: Eukaryota; Viridiplantae; Streptophyta; Magnoliopsida; Asterales; Asteraceae. The record is from RefSeq and is a predicted model, not a curated record. Gene Ontology annotation, molecular function: protein binding.